UUGGAUCCAGAGAUCAGUCUGCACUCAGCAGCAGGCCGGACAACACGAAGUCGUGAUGACUGCCGGAUUCGAUCCUGCCUGAAUGAACACGUGGUUUCUUGAUUUUUAAAAAGACAUUUUAAUACCAGAAAGUGAACAUUACAUCCUUAACUUCAUGAUUUGGUCAAUUUUUUCCAGAUCCACUCGCACAUGGAUCAUCGCCUUACUUCUUCAUUUAAACGUUUGCUUGGGAGUGGAGAUCCGGAGACUCUCUGUCCCCCGCUGGGUUGAAAAUGGCACUGAAAGUUAUGUUACUCUAGACUGUGAAUACGUAUAUAAUGAGAACGACAUUCGUCUGGUAGUCAAGUGGUUUUUUGAAGAAAAUCUUGAACCCAUUUACCAGUGGAUUCCAGAAUUAGGUGUUCGGCACACUUCAGGAAUACUGCGUAAUCGCCUGGAUUUAAACUACACUGUCAUGACAAUGGAUGCGUACUCUAAAUACAGAGCACUAAAGAUAUCCCAGCCUUCCACUGAGCUAAGUGGGAAGUAUACUUGCCUGGUAACAUCUCUGGCCGGACAAGAUUCAAGAGCUCAGCUGAUGACAGUAUUUGUUCCAGCACAAACGAUGGACGUAAAGUACCACACGUCUCCUCAGCAUCUAAACGUCAGUUGUGAAGCUACCGGCCUGUUUCCCAAGCCCAAGCUGCACCUGUACAGACUUGUGCAGAGGACGCCGACAUUUGUGAAAGAUGCGCAUUUAUCGACGACGAACUCCAAAGACGUCUACAAUGCUUCCCUCUUUAGAAACUUCGAGAACGAAGAACUUAGCAACCCUAGAACAUCCGGAUUUGAGUGCGUUGUAGAAAUUCCCGGUACGAAUUACCAAAGAAGAAAACGUGUGGCCUACUAUGCAGGUACGUCCCAAAUGUAGCAAACAGACAACAAAGCCGGCACAUAUCGAGAUGCGUAUCACUUAUAUUAAUAUUAUAUACAGUUUUGCUGUUUCUCACAUAGGAACUCUAGCAAAUCAUUAACCAACUUUAAUUGAUGAUGGGACUGAAGAAGGUUCUUGGGAUCCAUCAGUGUACUUAGCUGAAUCCAGCUGACUGUGACAUUUACCCCAUUUAUUCCUGCUUCAUCAUUUUGAGUAUUCUCAUCUGCUUCCAUUGUAUGUUACCAUUGUUGAUACUUGUUUGUUUGUAUAUAGAUGUGAUGCUGUUUAA
Uloborus diversus is the source of this 1202-nucleotide messenger RNA. RefSeq lists its product as uncharacterized. Bases 155 to 910 code for a protein of 251 amino acids. NCBI's taxonomy places the organism in Eukaryota, Metazoa, Arthropoda, Arachnida, Araneae, Uloboridae. The record is from RefSeq and is a predicted model, not a curated record. The transcript is spliced from 5 exons.